Ipomoea nil (Japanese morning glory) is the source of this 2226-nucleotide messenger RNA. RefSeq lists its product as uncharacterized. The coding region runs from base 170 to 2056 and encodes 628 amino acids. The transcript is spliced from 12 exons. Gene Ontology annotation, biological process: positive regulation of growth. NCBI's taxonomy places the organism in Eukaryota, Viridiplantae, Streptophyta, Magnoliopsida, Solanales, Convolvulaceae. The record is from RefSeq and is a predicted model, not a curated record.
GCAUGCAGUGGCUCAUCCACUUUGACGAUUCAAACAUGAUUAUUGAUUCCUCUCUGUGUUUGGUAGUUUCCCACUGAAUCGUAGAAAUAUUUGCUGAUUUUCAGAUAAUUUAUUGAUGAAUCACACCGACGGUGGCGUGGCGGCCUGUUGAUUGAGUUUGUUGCGUGGAAUGGGAGGGAUUUGUUCUAAGGAUUCGGAGAAUUCGGUGAAUCCGUACGCCAGCAGGGGCUCGGAGGAGCAUUCGUAUUCCCAGAAGCAGAAGCUCCACCGGAAUGAGUCUCCGGAGCGGAAGAGCAGCGAGGCUGUGGUUCCGCCGGCGGUGCCGGAGAGCAUGAGCAAAGAGGUGGAAGAGCAGCCGAAGGAUCACUCGGGGUACUCGAGCAGCGAGGAUGAACUUUACGACGGCAUUCCGAGGUACCGGCGGAGUCGAUCACAAAAAUCGAGAUCACGGCGAGUCGCCAAGGAAAUUCUAGAGAGUGUUGGACUAGACAAGGCUGUGGAAGUGUUUGAUACAUUUGGGAGCGGUGGAUUUGUUUCUGGUGCGACGAACAAAGGGAAUGAACUUUUGAUCCUGUCAUUCGAGGUUGCUAAUACGAUCGUUAAGGGCUCUAAUCUUAUGCAAUCGCUUUCUAAAAGAAGCAUAUGCCAUUUGAGGGAUGUGGUGCUGCUUUCAGAAGGUGUGCAGAAUCUUGUAUCUACUGACAUGGAUGAACUUCUAAGCAUUGUUGCUCUCGAUAAGAGGGAAGAGCUUAAAGUACUUGUGGGAGAAGUAGUAAGGUUCGGAAAUAGAUGUAAAGCUCCUCAAUGGCACAACUUGGACCUUUUCUUCGAGAAAUGCAGGGGAGAGCGUACUCCUAAGAAGCAAUUAAGGGAAGAAGCUGAACUUGUUAUGCAACAGCUACUGGUGUUGGUUCAAUGCACUGCUGAACUUUACCAUGAGUUGCACACAUUGGAUAGACUUCAGCAAGAUUAUCAGCUCAAACAGAAAGAUAGUAAAUUUAGUAGCAGUCGAAAAGCAGAUGAUGGGUUAUCAAUUUUAGCUGCUGAGUUUAAAAGCCAAAAGAAAGAAGUACGAAGUUUAAAGAAAAAAUCACUCUGGUCUAGAAGUUUGGAAGAGAUUAUGGAAAAGCUUGUGGAUCUUGUCCUAUUCCUGAACCAGGAGAUAAACAAUGCUUUUGGCAGUUCUGAUGAUGACAGAGCAAAGAAAGCAUUCGAGAGAAGCCAGCAAAGAUUAGGGCCAGCGGGCCUUGCACUGCAUUAUGCUAAUAUCAUACUCCAGAUUGAUUCAAUUGUAGCAAGAUCAAGUUCCAUGCCUCCGGAUGCAAGAAAUACGUUAUAUCAGAGCCUUCCAACUAAUAUAAAAUCUUCUUUGCGAUCUAAGCUGCAGCAUUUCCAUGUCAAAGAGAAGCUAACUGUAGUAGAAAUCAAAGCAGAGAUGGAGAAAACUUUGCACUGGCUUGUUCCCGUUGCAACAAGCACUGCCAAGGCUCACCAUGGUUUUGGUUGGGUUGGGGAGUGGGUUAAUUCCGGGUCAGAUAAAAACCGGAGGGCAGUUGUGCCAACAGACGUAAUGCAAAUCGAGACUCUACACUAUGCAGAAAAGCAGAAGACAGAUGCAUACUUAAUUGACCUCCUUUUAUGGCUCAAUCAUUUGAUAUCUCAGUCCAAGGCUGCAGUAAAUGCUGGUAAUGUGAAGCCAUCCAUCAAACCUGCAAUUCCUUCACCGUUUCAAGAAGCAAACCAGCUGCCAUUACAAAAAGAUGCUAAAAGUGAGUCUCCGGAUUUAUGCGUUGAAGAUCAGGAGACGGUGCAAAAAGUGAGUAACGAAGAAUUGGAACAAGGAAUGAGCAUGAGCCAGGACAUGAAUUCUGUGGAUAACAGUUCAGAAAAGCUAGAGCAGACACAUGAAAUUAGCAGCUAUUCCGGGACAGUGGAAAGCAAUGAACUUUCGCCUGCAAAUGCCCAUCCAUUGAACUUCAAUAUUACUGAUUUUGAUGAUGAUACAGAGAAGAAACUGGAUGCCACUCAUAGGGUGGAUACAGUAAUGGUGGGUUAAACUGAGGGCAGAUGAUCUUGUAGAUAGAUACCAUACAUAUGCCUGUGGUGUUUAGAAUUGUUUGUAGUUGAGAGGUGUCUCUCUGUUAGAGUGGUUUUUUGGUUCUUUAGUCACGGAUAUAGAAAAGAAUAUAUAAUGGACUAUUUAAAGCUUUUAUUUUUUUGGUUCUU